UCCUGCACGCGGGAGGAGACUCGCGCGAGUCGACUGUCAUUCGCGGACCAAAACCCUGACUGGACAUUAUUACCUUUAUUUCAGUAGAUAUCCGUGUAGAGGAGAGUUGUUUUAUCAUAUCUUGCGAGAGUUUAAACCUGGAACAUACUUAAUAUAAUAACGUUUCCCAGGGCCACGUUUACUUGUGCGACUUGGAAAGAGUUUUAUUCCCAAGAGAACUCCCGACGCGUUUGGUCUUCCUAAGAUAUUGGAGGACGCGUUUAUAAAGGCUUUUUAGGGCAGCUUUCCGUUCCCUUUUGAAUACUAUUUCGUUGUUCGACCGGUUUUUAUUCAUUCGCUGGUCGCUUUCUAUUCGAUUUAAACGCUAGCUAGUCUGUAAACUAGCUGAGUCCAGUAAAAAUGGGGUUACACCCGUUGGAGUUUAGUGAGUGUUACCUGGACUGUCCUGCUUUCAGGGAGAAAAUCAAAGCUCAUGAAGCAGAGCUGGACAAAACCGGCAGGUUUAUCAAAGAGCUGUAUAAGGAUGGAAAGAAUCUCAUCAAUGCCACAAAACAGCUUUCAUUGGCCCAGAAGAAGUUUGCUCAGUGCCUGGGUGAGUUCAAAUUUGAGUACAUCGGCGAUGCCAAAACUGACGAUGAGAAGUGCAUUGAUGAAUCAUUGCAAGAAUUCUCCUCCUUUCUUAGAAACUUGGAAGACCAAAGAGAUCUAAUGAUGAGAAACAUCACAGAGACACUGAUGAAGCCUUUAGAAAAGUUUCGGAAAGAGCAUCUCGGCUCAGCAAAGGCAGAGAGAAAGAGGUAUGAGAAGGAAACAGAGAAGUACUACAGCUCACUAGAGAAACUUUUGAACAUGUCAGCAAAGAAGAAAGAGCCACAAUUACAGGAGGCUGACAUGUCGGUGGAAGCGAUGAGGCAGCACUUUCAGGAGUCGUCUCUGGAGUAUGUUUGCAAGCUGCAGGAGAUACAAGAGAGGAAGAAGUUUGAGUGUGUCGAGCCUAUGCUGGCGUUCUUUCAGACUGUAUUUACUUUCUAUCAUCAGGGAUACGAGUUGGCCAAAGACUUUGACCAUUAUAAAAAAGCCCUUCAAAUCAAUAUUCAAAAUACACGGAGUCGUUUUGAGGGCACACGCUCUGAGGUGUACGAGUUAAUGAAGAGAAUCAAAGAGUCGCCACAGGAAUACAGACAGACCAGCCCCAUCAGCAGUGAGGGCUAUCUUUACGUACAGGAGAAACGACCUCCUCCUUUCGGAUCCAGCUGGGUGAAACGCUAUUGCACGCUUGUCAAAGAACAGAAAAUUCUACACAUGAAGACAUUUGACCAGAGAUCAGGCGGGAAGCUUGGUGAGACAGAGUCUGUUACAAUCAAGUCUUGCAUCCGCAAAACCACAGACGCUCUUGACAGGAGGUUCUGCCUAGACAUAGAGAUCACAGACCGACCGAUCACAGUCCUGACGGUCCAGGCACUCUCAGAAGAUGACCACAGAUUCUGGAUGCAUGCGAUGGGAGGAAAGGAACCGAUGCAGUAUCUCAACCGGACACAUUCACGAGAAAGAGGAAUUGAUGCCCAGUUGGAUGACGUGGGAAUAAACUUUGUGAAAAAUUCAAUAAAUGCCAUUGAAACCAGAGGUAUUAAUGAUCAAGGUCUGUACAGAGUUGUCGGGGUCAGUUCAAAAGUACAGAAGCUUCUCAGUUUAAUGAUUGAUGAGAAGAGCAGUGGAAUAGAUUUAGCAGCCAGUGAGGACUGGGAUGUCAAAACCAUCACCAGUGCUUUAAAACUUUACCUGAGAAUAGUAAAAGUGACCGACUUCACUGUGACCAAGAAUAAUGCUGGAGUACCAAUAUGUAAAAUAUUCGGGGAUGCUCCGAGCAGCUCUCCAUCUUUAGCUGCUACACCCCUCUCUGCGCCAACCAGACAGUCCAAGAGGCUCAGCCGGCAGAAUCGCCCGCUGGCUGUUUACAACCCGCAGGUGCUGGAUAUUCAAACAGUCUCUCCAUCCUCUGAGAGUCCAGCCCUGGUUAAUGAUGAGACAUCAGUGAGCAGUAAUGAGUCGGUCUCCUCCCAGUCUUCGAACGCCUCUGGAACGCCCCCCAUGAAAUCUAAGAAUCAUCACGCCACCAUUAGCACAUCCCUGCCAGAGAACACCGGGAUAUGUACUGCCACAGCUUCAUGGAUGAAUUCUGCCUCCCCUGCCUCAGUUACACCGGUGAAACCUGGAUCAGUAGGAACUGAGAAGAAUAAACCUGAGGAAUGUGUCACCCUCAUGAAAGCAAAGGCUGUGUACCCCUGUGAGGCUGAACACGAUUCUAGGGAUUGGCUAUAG
This is a messenger RNA of Sinocyclocheilus grahami, 2319 nucleotides long. RefSeq names its product rho GTPase-activating protein 10-like. The record is from RefSeq and is a predicted model, not a curated record. The coding region runs from base 400 to 2319 and encodes 639 amino acids. Lineage: Eukaryota; Metazoa; Chordata; Actinopteri; Cypriniformes; Cyprinidae. Gene Ontology annotation, cellular component: cytoplasm. Gene Ontology annotation, biological process: signal transduction. The transcript has 21 exons. Gene Ontology annotation, molecular function: GTPase activator activity; protein binding.